AUGGUGCUUGUAGUAAUUAAUGAGAGGCAUAAUCUAUAUAUAAUAUAUAACUAUAAGAUUGUAAGGAGAAUUAAUGUCGUGGCUCCAAAUUUGUCAUGUUCCACGCUCCUGAGGGUGGCGGCGCAACAACCGCCGGUUCCUGAGCUGGGAGACAACUACAUCUCUUGGGCACUUGAACCCUCGGGCAUAUUCUCGGUGAAAACAGCUUAUUCCUUGCUUGCAGAACCAUUGUGGAGUAUGAAAGAGCCUAUUUGGCGACUGGUAUGGCAAUGGCGAGGCCCCCAAAGGAUCCGAAUAUUUUUGUGGCUUGUGGCUCAUGAGAAACUACUGACAAAUAGCCUGCGAGUAUCACGACAUCUAGCAGUCUCAGGGCUGUGUGACUUCUGCUCCUCUACUGCAGAAACAAUCCUACAUGUGCUAAGGGAUUGUCCAGGUACACGCUCAGCAUGGUACAGACUAGUCCCGAGGAAUAUUCGUGAUCGGUUUUUCUCAGAACCCCUUAAGCCUUGGUUGAUGUUGAAUCUGGGGAGUUGUGACGAGAAAUGGUCAACUCUGUUUGGUGUGGCAUGCUGGUUGUUAUGGGGAUGGCGUAACAAAGGCCUCUUCGAACAGGACUUCGUUCGACCAAGGGAUGAAGUUCGAGCUAUUCGUGCAACAGCGCACAACUUCGAACACGCAAGGGAUCUGCGGUCCAACACCUCUCAGCCGAGGAGGGAGUGGAGGUGGAUUCAAUGGAGGCGGCCUCCCCCAGGGUGGGUUAAGGUCAAUACGGACGGUGCAUCGCGAGGUAAUCCGGGAAUUGCAGGGGCUGGAGGUCUACUACGGAAUGAUGACGGGCACUGGAUUUGUGGAUUUUUGCACAAUGUCGGCUUUGCAACCUCGACGAUAGCUGAACUCUGGGGUGCUCUGGUGGGACUACAGUUGGCUUGGGACCGUGGCUACCGGCACGUAGUCUUGGAACUCGACUCCCAAGUGGUUCAGCGACUGCUAUCAGAUGGUUCUACCCAUAAUCAAUGUCUCGAACCGCUAGUGAGCAGCAUUAGCGAUAUUCUCCACCGUGACUGGCAUCUAGAAGUUAGUCAUACGUACCGCGAGGGCAACGCAUGCGCUGAUUGGAUGGCUCGAUGGGCGGUUUCCUUCUCAUUGGGUUCACAUUUCUUAGUUGCUCCCCCAAUUGGUCUUCACGCUCUCCUUGAGGGCGAUCUUGCAGGGGCUUCCUUACCCCGUUAUUGUGUAGCGUAG
Messenger RNA from Punica granatum (pomegranate), 1242 nucleotides. NCBI's taxonomy places the organism in Eukaryota, Viridiplantae, Streptophyta, Magnoliopsida, Myrtales, Lythraceae. The record is from RefSeq and is a predicted model, not a curated record.